AUGGCUGACGACCACAGUGGCACCGAAUCUCAUGUGACGGUUCAAAGACGAACUCACUACUCUCCACCAUGGGCAGAUGUCAGCAUCAUUGGCAUUGCUGGCAGUUCGGGCUCGGGAAAGUCGACUUUGUCGCAUGCCAUUGUGAGGAAGCUGAAUCUGCCUUGGGUGGUGAUUUUGUCAAUGGACUCUUUCUAUAAUCCCUUGACUCCUGAGGAAUCCAAGAGGGCUUUUGAUAACGACUUUGACUUUGAUGCGCCUGAUGCCAUCGACUUCAAUAUUCUCGUGCAAUGUUUACGGGAUCUCAAGGCUGGUAAACGGGCUGAGGUUCCUGUUUACUCCUUUGCCAAGCAUCAACGACUAGAUCAAACCACAACCAUCUAUUCGCCUCACGUCAUUAUUCUGGAAGGCAUCUUUGCUCUUCACGAUCCCCGUAUCAUAGAUCUUUUGGACAUGAGGAUAUUCUGUGAAGCGGAUGCCGACACAUGUCUUUCCCGAAGAGUGUUGAGAGAUGUCAAGGAGCGCGCCCGAGAUGUUGAGGGAAUCAUGAAGCAGUGGUUCAAGUUUGUGAAGCCCAACUUCGAGAAGGUAACGGAGCUCAAAUCAGAGUCUCUCAUGUCUUUCGUUGAGCCUCAACGCAAAGUAGCAGCCAUGGUUGUUCAGUACAUCGAGCGAAAGUUGAUCGAAAAGUCAACUCACCACCGGGCAGCAUUAACACAGCUUGAGCUCGCUGCUGCCAGCGACCCUCUGUCUGACAGAGUUGUGAUCUUGGACCAGACACCACAACUCAGAGGCAUGUGUACGAUCAUCCAGGACAUCGACACGUCGGCAGAAGACUUCAUCUUCUACUUCGACCGCCUUGCCUGCCUUCUGAUUGAGCAGGCGCUCAACAAUGUACAGUUCAGAGAGAAGACAGUUUCCACGCCACAAGGUCAUAAGUAUAACGGACUUCAGCCUACUGGCGAUGUUAGUGCGGUGCUUGUUCUCCGAGGUGGUGCUGCCUUCGAGACUGCGUUGAAAAGAGUUGUCCCAGACAUGAGGACGGGUAGAGUCCUUAUUCAGUCCAACGUACGAACUGGAGAGCCCGAGCUGCAUUAUCUAAAGCUUCCGGACAACAUCGACGAACAUGAGUCGGUGUUACUGAUUGACACACAGAUGGCCAGCGGAGGUGCCGCACUCAUGGCUGUGCAGGUCCUUGUGGACCAUGGCGUUGCCCAGGAGAAGAUUGUACUGGCAUGCUAUGCCGCCGGAAGGCUUGGUGUUCACCGGCUUGCUAAGGUUUUCCCUGGCAUCACCAUCGUCCUUUGCAAUAUGCUUCCGGAUAUCGAGGAUCGCUGGGUUGAGAAGAAGUACUUCCGAUGCUAG
This is a messenger RNA of Colletotrichum spaethianum, 1362 nucleotides long. RefSeq names its product uridylate kinase. Gene Ontology annotation, cellular component: cytoplasm. The record is from RefSeq and is a predicted model, not a curated record. NCBI's taxonomy places the organism in Eukaryota, Fungi, Ascomycota, Sordariomycetes, Glomerellales, Glomerellaceae. Gene Ontology annotation, molecular function: ATP hydrolysis activity; kinase activity; ATP binding. The coding region runs from base 1 to 1362 and encodes 453 amino acids. The transcript is spliced from 9 exons.